AUGGGGGCGAUAUUUAGCUGUAGAUCAAGCCAUUCUUCGCCCAAGGCCAAGGGCUUGUUCUACAGCUUCGUGGCUCGAGGAACGGGGCCGGGAGUGGUGGUGCUGGCGGAGUACUUGCCGGUCAAGGGCAAGUUCAGCAAGAUCGCCCUCGAGUGCGCGCAGAAGCUGGCGGCGAACAACCACAGCAUCACGUACACAUGCGAUCGGCAGGCCUUCCAUUUCCUGGUCGAGGACGGGAUCAUGUACCUGGUGGCGGGGGAGGAGAGCCUCGAGUACCUGGUGGUGGGGGAGGAGAGCCUCGGGCGGAUGAUCCCGUUCGCGUUCCUGGCCCUAGUGCAGAAUGAUUUCCGGGAAUAUUUACCGGGCGCGUUCGAGGCCAAUGCGCACAGCUUGGACGAGCGGUUCCGGCCGAUCAUGCAGGAUCACAUGUUCUUCUGCGUGGUGAACCCCGAGCAUCUCAAGGGCCUGGUGUCCAGGCUCCAAAAGCAGGUGGACGAGAAUGAGGGCAUCAUUAGGCUCAUCACUCGUUCAAGGCGAGUGUAA
Marchantia polymorpha subsp. ruderalis is the source of this 543-nucleotide messenger RNA. Lineage: Eukaryota; Viridiplantae; Streptophyta; Marchantiopsida; Marchantiales; Marchantiaceae. The record is from the annotation of a GenBank genome assembly.